AGAGGGGGAUAAUAACUAGUAUCACAGAGCGUAGGUAGUGGAAGAAAGCUUGCCUAUAAAAGCUCAGAGUUCGAGGUUCUAGAUCACCAGUCGAUCAAUUCUCUCCAAUUCUUUCACUUCCGAACGUAUUUGAUCGAGCAGCUAUGGCACUCAAGUUCUUCCUCCUGGCUACGUGUUUCGUCGCGGCGGCGAAUGCCGGACUAACGUUGACGUCGACGUCGGACAACACCUACAGAAGUCUGGGAAAUUUGGCACAGGUAUCGACGCAGUCCAAGACGAUCGACACUCCGUAUUCGAGUUCGAGCAAAUCUGACAUCCGCGUGUCAAACCCUGCGGUCUACGCCAGUCCGGCUCCCCUCGCCCACUACGCUCCAGCCCCCCAAUUGUAUCAGCAGUACUCCUCGCCGCACCAAGUUCAGCAUUACGCUCAUGCCCCGGCUCCGGUUCAUCAAUACCAGAAUUCUCCCGUUUACACCUCCGCCCCUGGUCCGGUGAUCGCUAAGAGUGCGCCACUGGCUGGAGUCCAUUACGCUCACGCAGCCCCGGUCGCGGUUCAUCAACAAAUUUACGCACCGCAACCGGCUCACGUCGCGUACGCACAACCCCAAUAUCAUCACGCUCAACCCGCUCCCCUUCUACAAUACGCCCAACACCACCACGCCGUAGCUGCUGCCCCUGCUCACGUUUCUUACGCUGCAUCACCCGCUGCACCCGCUGGACACCAACAUCAAUCGCUCGUCGGUGUUGCGUACUCGCCGGCUAACACGGUCGCUCAUUUGACGUACAGCAACGUCAACGACCAUGUCAAUUACGCGUGGUAAUUAAAGAUAAGAAAGGAUUUGAAGAGAUUCUGAUCCUUGGACUGAUGAUCGGGAAUACAUUUGAGAAUUUUUAUGAAUUAGACCUCUGAAUUCCUGCGAUGUAAUAAAUAAAUGAUGAAAAAAUCAA
Molecule: messenger RNA, 948 nt
Organism: Athalia rosae (coleseed sawfly)
Lineage: Eukaryota; Metazoa; Arthropoda; Insecta; Hymenoptera; Athaliidae
Product: pupal cuticle protein C1B-like
Exons: 2
Coding region: 144-821 (225 amino acids)
Source: RefSeq, a predicted model, not a curated record